Pyrenophora tritici-repentis Pt-1C-BFP is the source of this 944-nucleotide messenger RNA. Its product is annotated as import inner membrane translocase subunit tim-21, mitochondrial. The record is from RefSeq and is a predicted model, not a curated record. Gene Ontology annotation, biological process: protein import into mitochondrial matrix. Lineage: Eukaryota; Fungi; Ascomycota; Dothideomycetes; Pleosporales; Pleosporaceae. Gene Ontology annotation, cellular component: TIM23 mitochondrial import inner membrane translocase complex.
GCAUCGCAUUGCAAAUCGUAGUUCCCCCGCAACAAACGCCCCUCACACCAAAAACAUGGCGGCCAUAUACAAACCCAGCGAGGCAAUUGCUCUCCUACGACCAACUUUUCUCCUCCCGCGUAUCCAGCCAGUAUCAAUCAGACGACAAUAUAUCGGUCGCACAGCCUUCUUCUCCACCACAUCAAAAGUGCAAGCAACGCAUACGUCGACGCCCAAUCCCCCACCGCAACCACAGCGCAAAUCCAUCACCUUGACCGGCGACACGGGCCAGGUCCGCUGGUCGGACCUGUCGCCCGUAGAAAAAGCCGUGCGCACAACACAGCAAAGCGUGAAUCUAGUCGUUGUCCUUGUCGGCCUCGUAGCAACAGGCGGCGUAGCCUACUUCCUUGUCUCCGACGUCUUCAGCCCCUCGUCCAAAACCGCCUACUUCAACCGUGCCACAACCCGCAUCCGCGAAGACGCCCGCUGCCAGAAACUCCUGGGCCCCGGUCCGCAAAUCGCUGCCCACGGCGAAGUUACCUGGUCCAACUGGGCAAAGAGCCGCUGGAUGUCGAGUACAGAGGAGACGGACAAGUGGGGUACCCAGCAUAUGCGCUUUAGGUUUUAUGUAGAGGGGCCGCUGGGUCAGGGUGUUGUGCAUGUGCAUUUGACGAAGCGGCCGAGUCAGAGCGAGUAUGAGUAUGAGACGUUGGCGGUGGAUGUGAAGGGGCAUCAAAGGAUUGAUUUGGUGGCGGAUGAGAAGGGGAGUGGAGUUGCGCCGAAGAUUUUCGGUGCGAGAUGGUGGUAGAGGGUGGUUUUCAGGAUGCUUGGAAAGUGCGCAUCAAAUUGACGAGAUGGAUAAUGAAGUUUAUGUCGUUGGAUUUCUGAUAGUUCAUGCUUUCCCAGAGCAAAGUAAGCUGUACUAGUAUACAUGGUAACCAAAUUUAUCUCAUCAUCUUCUCCGA